AGUUAUUACAUAAAAGUCUUUGAAAUUAGGGCUACAUUUGUGUGGAUGCAUGAAUGACCUUUACUUGUAAGCUGGGCUUUUUCUAAACAAUUUUAUGUUCUUGCAGGAAUUCUCACCGGAUGGACGAUUCAUUAUUAGUGCUGAUUGGGAUUUUAAAAUUCGUGUUACCCUGUUUCCAAAGAAGACUUUAGAUGGAGCUCAUGAGAUACAGAGCUUUUGCCUUGGUCAUUCUAAGUUUGCACAAGCUCUCUCUAUUGAACAUGGAAGGUUGCCCUGUUACUGCAUCAUGCUUGGACUCUCUUGCAGGUUCACUUUUGCCUUUUCUUCUCCUUUGAGUCAUCGCCAUUUUAGUUAUGUUACUAGAUAUUGUGAUAAAUAUUGCAUUUUGAGAGAAGGGUAUGUGGGCUGGUCAGUGUUUUCCCCUUCAUUUUUUGGUUGGUGACUUGCCAACAGUAGGCUUAUAGUUUAUGUUGAUGGGCUUGUGAAAAUAAUUUGCUGUUGUUAAAAUCCUUGGGAUUUGAUAGCCUAAUUUCUAUAACACAACAAAAUUUUUGUAGGUCCUCUUUAAGGAGAGGAUUCUGGCAUAUGAACUUUUGUUUGUUAAUGCACAAAAUUGGGAUUCCAAUUAAGAAAGGGAAUAUAGAGCUCAAUUACAGUUGCCAACAAUAGGCUUAAAGUUUAUAUUGAUGGGCUUUAGUCUUUUUUGGAAAAAUAACAAAUAAAGAAAUGUAAUAAAUCCCUUAAACAGAGCCUUCUGUUAAAAUCUAAAUUGUUUUUAAAGCUUCUUUUCAAUUCUGGACGAAA
Camellia sinensis is the source of this 804-nucleotide messenger RNA. The record is from RefSeq and is a predicted model, not a curated record. Lineage: Eukaryota; Viridiplantae; Streptophyta; Magnoliopsida; Ericales; Theaceae.